GCUCAAGAGAGACCCAAGAGGGCCCAAGACGGCUUUCGUAGCCAUUUUGACUCAAGCCAGUGGAGUUAACGUGGAAUUUAGCUCGACUAUCUUACUCCUGUUCGCUCAUGGGUGUGUGUGUGUGUGCUGAAGCGGCUUCAAUAUUGGAGUAUCGUAUGUGUGGCUCUCAACCUGUGCGUUGGUCAGACACUGGGGACGACUGAGAAUGGGGUUACCUCAAAGACAAUAAUUGUACUUCACGUGGGUCCUCCCAAGACAGGUUCCACAACAGUUCAAGAAGAGUUACGUAAGCAACAGUCUUCGUUGCGUCUCGACGGCUGGACGGUUGUCAACGCAUCGCAGUUCGGCAAAGCCAGACGAUUUCAGAUCAGCAACGUUGCGGCGUGCUACCGGGGUAUAGAGAAAGGCGCACACGCACAUGAUUAUUCAGAAACGUCUUGUACGAAGUGGCAUGAGUUUCUUGGGAUCCUAACAGUACAACCGAACGAACGUCUAGUGAUGUCAAGUGAAUCGUUCGCCCAUGUAUAUGGCGACGACAUGUCGCAGCUCGCAUCCGACUUAGCCCCGUUCACGACGAGAAUCGUUAUGGUCUACCGGCCCUUUUACGAUUGGGUCGCAAGCGUGUAUCGACAGAUACGUGUCGGGACAUCUUUCGAGGCGUGGUUGACCGAUGAAAUAAUGGAAUCUAAAGUAAAUAGCUUCACGACGAAUGUCUACAAACGAUACGCGUCCGUUUUUGCUGACAUAAAGGUUCACACGUUGGGACCCUCGUUGAUGGCAGAGAUUGCAUGCGAUGAUCUUGAGGCCACGACGACUUGUGCUUAUUUCCAAAGGGCAGCUCUAAAAUCAUACAAUGUUAAAGCCGCGUCCUCAACGCGUGGGCGAGAAUGCCUCAGUGCUUACCAGUUGCAAAAAUUGCAAAACAUCUCAUUCGAUUUGCACAUGGAGGCAUUUGGUAUGUAUUCAAGUUUCCCGAAGUCUGAUUUCGAAACCAAGGCAUCAGCGUGCUUCGGCAAUGAGUAACUGUAACUUCGAUGGCAGCGGCUUCUAUGGAAUCCACACCAUGAUUUCUGUGAUUCCGCUGAGGCUAGUUAUAAUUUCACCAUGACUUGAGGCUGCAGUUUUCCGUCAGAGUACAGUCGUGUCGCGCGUUCCACCAAAGUAGAUGCUCGAGUGAUUUUUCAUGUGCGACGCUGCGGGCGAUGGCAGGCGACGCCGUUGCAACAGGCAUCGGCAGCUUUAGGACACUAGCAGUCUCUCGCGCGCCUGCACUAACCUAGUGCACGUGUUUGCGAGGGAGGGGCCCCCAAGAGGGCUCGAAACCGCAGGAACAUGUGCUUGCACACCGAUUUGCGAUUGAUUAUUCCCGUGAGAAGACAUCUCGCGACAAAUGCGACGUCGUCUCACUUGGCUGAUCGUGCCGAAGCAUGUUGCCAGCCAUUCUGGUAAUUAGGUGCCUUCGCAGUUUGUAACCGAGGUACCAACUCAGAACUGUGGGCCUGCGAGUCGUCCCAUGCUCUUCUUUAGUUGAUCCCUACUUGUUUGUUAGUUUGUGUUUACUCAGUUCCCGCACCAGUGCGUCAUCUUUCCCCGGUUGGGCGUCUUUCUUUCCAUCCUUGGACGCAUGGGUCAUUUGCCAACAUAUUGAAUUGUUGCGCACGUGUAGGCUUUGUACAGCGUGUCAAAGCACAUCUGCCUGCACACCGCGAUACCCGUGAAUAUGUUGAUGUCGUCGAGAAGUAUCUCGCGACAAGUGCGACGUCGUCUCACGUGGCUGAUCGUGCCGAAGCAUGUUGCCAGCCAUUCUGGUAAUUAGGUGCCUUCGCAGUUUGUAACCGAGGUACCAACUCAGAACUGUGGGCCUGCGAGUCGUCCCAUGCUCUUCUUUAGUUGAUCCCUACUUGUUUGUUAGUUUGUGUUUACUCAGUUCCCGCACCAGUGCGUCAUCUUUCCCCGGUUGGGCGUCUUUCUUUCCAUCCUUGGACGCAUGGGUCAUUUGCCAACAUAUUGAAUUCUAGACGCUUCGCGUAUCCCCACCAGCCCGUCCAGAAAUGAGGCUGGUGGGAUUGUUGCGCACGUGUAGGCUUUGUACAGCGUGUCAAAGCACAUCUGCCUGCACACCGCGAUACCCGUGAAUAUGUUGAUGUCGUCGAGAAGUAUCUCGCGACAAGUGCGACGUCGUCUCACGUGGUUGAUCGUGCCGAAGCAUGCUGCCAUCCAAUCAGGUGGGUGCCCUCGCAGCUGCUGGUCUUGAGCUACAGGCGUGCUGAAUCCCCCCA
Molecule: messenger RNA, 2279 nt
Organism: Prorocentrum cordatum
Lineage: Eukaryota; Dinophyceae; Prorocentrales; Prorocentraceae
Source: the annotation of a GenBank genome assembly